UCCUCCGGUGAGGCUCCGCCCCCGGGGCGAGGUCAGUGGGCUGCGGGCGCUCCGCUGGUUGUGUGUACGCUGUGUCGCCGCUGUGAGCAUGGCUGAGGAAGAAGGAAAUCAGGAGUUCACUUCCAAGAUGGAAAACCCAUCAGAUUCAGCAUCGACUUCACCUGACGCUCCUCAGGCCAGUGAGAAUCCACCAUCACCCCCGACUUCACCUGUCGCUCCUCAGCCCAGUGAGAAUCCACCAUCACCCCCGACUUCACCUGCCCCUCAGCCCAGUGAGAAUCCACCAUCACCCCCGACUUCACCUGAUGUGCCUCAGACCAGUGAGAAUCCACCAUCACCCCCGACUUCACCUGCCACUCCUCAGACCAGGGAGAAUCCACCAUCACCCCAUUCGAAUAGUUCAGGAAAACAACCUCUGAGUGGAACACCUAAAGAGAGGUUAAAGAAAGCAAGAUCUUCAUCUCAUUCAUUUUGUAGUGUGGUGAAGCGUAUGAAGGUAGAGAGUGACGAAAAUAAUCAGACCCCUUCAGAACCAGGAGAAUCUUCAAAGGAAGAAAGUUGUUCAAAGGCCCAAGAAAGCUUGAAAAACAAAGACAGUGAGCCUGGAGAAAAGAGCUCAGAGGAGAAAACCACGUGUGAAUCUAAGUCGCCGGAUACUGGGUCAUCUAAUGCCCUCCCAAAGGAGUCUGAGAAUGCGGCCGUUAGAGAAAAAUUAAAACAAGAAAAAAUAAGAUUGAUCAGGCAGGUUGAAGAGAAGGAAGACCUUCUUCGGAGGUUAAAGUUAGUCAAGAUGUAUAGAAUAAAGAACGACGUGACUGAGUUAGAGAAUCUAAUAAAGAAGUGGAGGAAGUGUGGUCAGCGGCUGCUGUGUGAGCUGCAGUCUAUCAUGUCGGAGGACGAGGACGAGAAGCUGACGCUCACCGAGCUGAUCGACUUCUACGGGAUAGACGACAACUUGCUGCACUACAAUCGAAGUGAAGAAGAAUUUACGGGGGUGUGAGGCUAUUCCCCCCUCUCUUCUUUGGGUGAUGUGAUCAUACCUAGGGCCUCAAAACGUGCUCUGUUCCUGAGCUGUACACUUGGCCGCUUUACAGAUUGUCUUUGAGAAUGGCAAUGCAAAGAGAAAUGUUUUAAAGGGAAAAAAAAGAUCUAAGCUGUUGUGGCUUAGAGGGAGGAAUGUUGAACAGUUUGGGAUAUUCUGACACAAAAUUAUAAGACGAAGCUUAGUAUUUUGGAUAUGUUUGCUAAAGAAAAUAUUUAAGUAUAAAAAGUUAAAAUUGUGUUUAAAAGGAAGUUUGGAUAAUUCUAGAAACCAGGGGUAAUUCAUUGAUUUGGGGGGCAAAAGGUUUUAUAUUCAGUAUUAGAAAGUAGUAUGUUGAAUGUCUAAAUCUCAAGUGGCAUAAAUGUAGCCUGCCCCUCCUAAGUUCAUGGACCUAGCCUCAUUUGCUUAAUGUAUCUGUUUGCUAACCUAGCAGCUAAUUAAACUUAAAUGUCUACACUUUU
Mus caroli (Ryukyu mouse) is the source of this 1503-nucleotide messenger RNA. RefSeq names its product SWI5 dependent homologous recombination repair protein 1 (gene Sfr1). Gene Ontology annotation, biological process: double-strand break repair via homologous recombination; positive regulation of DNA-templated transcription. The record is from RefSeq and is a predicted model, not a curated record. Gene Ontology annotation, cellular component: Swi5-Sfr1 complex. NCBI's taxonomy places the organism in Eukaryota, Metazoa, Chordata, Mammalia, Rodentia, Muridae.